Molecule: messenger RNA, 2799 nt
Organism: Mucor velutinosus
Lineage: Eukaryota; Fungi; Mucoromycota; Mucoromycetes; Mucorales; Mucoraceae
Exons: 7
Coding region: 1-2799 (932 amino acids)
Biological process (GO): regulation of DNA-templated transcription; DNA-templated transcription
Molecular function (GO): DNA-binding transcription factor activity, RNA polymerase II-specific; DNA binding; zinc ion binding
Source: RefSeq, a predicted model, not a curated record
AUGAACAACCAAUAUUUUGACGUGAAAACACCGGAUAACAUAUCAGAAGCUGAUUUGAGUUCCUCUGAUAAGAAACGAUAUAGAAUCACCCGUGCUUGUGAUUAUUGUCGAAAAAAGAAAGUAAAGUGCUAUUUCACACCUGGACAAGCUUGCACCAAUUGUGUGUCAUAUGGAAUUACAUGUGAAUUCAAUGAUGGAGCCAAAAAACGUGGACCACCAAAAGGAUAUAUUGAUGCAUUAGAAAAACGUAUUCGAAAAAUCGAAGAAUCAUUGCAAAAUCCUCCACAGUCAAGCGCAACGAGUAGCAUGCAACCACCCGCUCCACCACCACCGACGACGCAGCCACAGCAUGAUCGUAUGCAUCAAUCGCCUUCACCAGCACCGUCGAGACAUGAUUCAGUCCAUUCCAUGAACACAGCAAGUGGUAGUAAGCGACCUCAAGGUGCGUCGUCGGAUAGAGUGCAAUACCUGGGAGACAUGUCGAGUUUUCAGUUCUUUUCAAACAAGAUACACUUGGAUGACGACAAUACAAAGUGGAAGGGACAUCAUAUACGGAAGUUUGGCAAGCAAGUUGUCUUGGUAGAAGAUGGCAAAGACGAGCAGGAACAUGCCCCUGAGAUUCCACAAUAUCAGUUGUUACCACAAGUCAAACCGAUUCACUAUUGGAUCUAUUCAGUCACUGGCGUCGAUAGACAUACAAGCGAUCGUUUGCUCAAAAUCUAUUUCGCCAACAUCCACCCCGUAUUACCGGUAGUCAACAAAACUCGAUUCCUGCAGCAAUACCGAGACCAAGCAGACACAUACCCGCCCGCUGAUUUACUGAAUGCCAUGUUUGGUGCUGCUGCCAGAUUUGUAGAAUGCGAGGCGCUGAUACAGAAAUCCAAGUCAAAUCGGCCACCCGAUGUUGUAUGGGAUGUCCCACUGGGUUGGUCUGAUCAGUUCUUUGAUCAAGCACAAACCAUCAUCACUACGUCUGCUGCAACUCCCACCAUCUCCAAAGUGCAGGCCAUUAUCCUAAUCCAUAAUCACAGCGGUAAUUUAGACUCAAAAUCAUCUGCUUGCUGGUUACUAGGUGGGCUGGCUAUCCGAUUAGCUCAAGGUCUUGGCCUGAACCGAGAUUGCGAAGAAUGGGAUAUUCCAGAGAGCGAAAAGCAGACGAGAAAGAGAAUAUGGUGGUCUCUGUAUGUGGCAGAUCGUUUUCAUUCCGCUUCAUUAGGCAGACCCAUCAGUAUCAGAGACGAAGAUAACGACGUUGGCUAUCCAGAUGCAACUGCCACUUGGAAAGAGGUGUUGGAUGAGCCAGACGACAACCUAGCGACAUUGGAUCCCUCUACCGAAGCGCGAUUUCCCUCAGCCAUGUGUAGACCAAAACAGCAGCAAUCCAAUGCCAAAGUGGGCAUUUAUCAGCUAUUCAUUGAGCUUAUCAAAUUGUCUGAAAUUUUGGGUCGCAUUCUUCAAGGACUAUACACGCCAAAAGCUAAAAAAGUUGGUUUGGAGCAAGGAAGCGAUGCUAUUGUCACUCAAUUGGAUCAUCAACUCACUGAGUGGCGCUUCGGAUUUCCCGAAGCAUUGCAGAAAGCAGAUUUUGAGGAUUUUGAUGAGAGCAGAGGUUACUUGGCGCCUGUCACAGCAUCUGUAUUGCUGUGCUACUUUAGUUUGCUGAUUCUUCUCCAUCGUCCCUUCAUUGAAGCUGUUGCCAAUGGAAAGAAAGCAAGACCCUCUUAUUCAUCGUUCAGGAUUGGCACCAGUGCAGCCACACGAGGCAUCCGCAUUGCUUCUCAAAUGACUGUGCGUGAUUUUUUGAUGUUUCCUUACUCUUUCAGUCUGUAUCCAGUGCUUCAAUGCUGUCUGAUCCACAUGUACAACACAAAGAACCCGGACGCACGACUGUCAGCACCUGCCAAAGCUGAUCUGGCCAAAGGCAUUGCACUCAUUUCUCGACUAAGGUCCAUGUCAAGCACAGCCCAACGACUGUAUCGAUUACUAAAGACAAUUAUGAACAAUAAGGAAAUUGAAGUCGCUGUGCCACCGUCUGAUUCUGAAGACUCUGUGCGUUCCAGAGACAAUAGUGUGGAUAGCACGACUGUUCCCACUCGUUUGUCUGACGUAGGUCGAGGCACGCCCAAGCGAAGUACUGGACAUGCGCACCAACAGAUGCAAACUGUGCUGCCACCACCACCAGGCAGAACGACGCCUGUGAUGGCACACUCACCACAAGAGCAGCAUUACCCCAUUCGACAAUUUCAGCCAUCUCUGUCUGAGGUGAUUGUCCCUCCUACCAUGGACGGCUCAUUAUCUCAAUCCUCAGCUCCCUCUCCUACAUCCAUGUCAGAAGCAUUCAGUCUAAAGCAGUUUGGAUUCAACAAUACGCUUGGAGACCCAAAUCAACUCGACUACACAAUGCAAGAUGUAUCUGCAUUUUCCAAGAUGGAAACCCUACCCCCUAUGCCCAUGUACAACAACAACCCACAUCAAGAUACUCUAUAUCAACAAGCACCUGUUCAUACAUCACCGCAACUCCUCUCAUUUGUACCUAAUACUACCACAUCUAUUCCACCACCGCCACCACCGGUCAUCCCUACUACCUCAAUGCCUCCUCCUCCUCCUCCUCCUCCUGCUGCUGCUGCUGCUGCUGCUGCUGCUGCUACACAUCCUUUGUUAGAUAGUAACAAUGAAGGGCUAUUUAGAAACAAGCCAAAUAAUCCCUUUUUCGGUAUACCCACUUCAAUGGACUGGACCGAAUGGAAUGAGUGGAGCCAAAGCAAUCAAGGAAACACCACUUGGCAACCACUUGCUUAA